Molecule: messenger RNA, 2898 nt
Organism: Bursaphelenchus xylophilus (pine wood nematode)
Lineage: Eukaryota; Metazoa; Nematoda; Chromadorea; Rhabditida; Aphelenchoididae
Source: the annotation of a GenBank genome assembly
AUGUAUGAGCUGGAACUGGCGAUAGUCAAUGAACUGCUCAUCUAUUCGUGUAUUGCAACAUCUGUGUUGACGGCGUAUUUCUUUUGGAAAAUUUACACCUCGCAGAGGAUCCACAAGAACUUGAAAUUGGUCUUGGUGAGUGGAUUGGUCCAAAAUUGACAUUAGGAAGUAACGAUUGCUAUUAUUACUUAUCAGUUCGUUGAAAUCUCAGCCCUAGACUUGCACUGUCAAGAUUACCGCAUCGCUUUCUCUUUCAGUGUCUCACCACGGCCGCUUUCAUCGCCACGUCGACAUCGCAUCAUCUGGAAGUGCUAGCCGUGAAGUACGCUCAAGAUUCGUCGAAUCGAGUGCUUUCCAACGGCUUGUGUGCCGUUGUCAGCGUGGUGCACACAAUCUCCUUGCUCAGCGCUUCGUCUUGCAUGAACAUGCUGACAGUUGAGCAACACUUUGCAACUAUUUGGGUGGAUGAUUACGAAAAUCGCUCAAUGAAAGUUGGCAUCAUCCUCAUGGCGGUCGUAGUAAGUUUUUUUUGAGGUGGACUAAGCUAUAUAUAAUACAAACGAUUCUUUUUUCUUGAAUGCUCGUUUUCAGUUUUUCCAAACGGUUCCGUUUGGAAUCUUCCUCAACUGGUACUUUUUCCAUGGAUGGUUUUCGUUGGCCGAGAACAGAAGCGGAUGCUUGGUUACCGACCGCGAGCCAAGACUGUCGUUUUUCUUUUUUAUUGUGGGAGCCAUUUCAUCGUCGAUUUGCGCUGUGGUAAGUGGGAACACUAUCUUGAUUUUUUUUUGGUUUUUAGAAAUCUUUUUUUGUUCCUUUUGUAAAUAUUUUAUAAAUACGGUGGGGGAGAUGGGCGAAGUCUAUAUAUUAGGUUGGGGAAUAAGUCCGCAACGAUUUCUUUAUUGCCUCGUCCUGCAACGAUUGUUUGUUGUUUGGAAAAGUUUAUAUAUGCAUUCGAAAGCGUUCUGUCUCCUCUACAAAACUGUGUUUUUAGUUUUUUUUGAAAAUUUAAUUUUUAAUUAUUUUUUGGGCUUAAAAGUGAACCAUCUAGGAGGCAAAAAUUUGCGUUUUCGACACCUGCUUUUUUCGCCGAGCAGCACGUGGACGCAAACGGCGGUCUUUGUAUCUAAUCAUCAUCGGGGAUGAAAAUGGUGUCUGUACGUCAAUAUAAAGCAAAAUGUUGACUGUUUCCUGGAGUGGGUGGCCCCAGGGGACAGUCAAGCAAGAUCCCCACCCAAAAAGGCCAUGAUCUGCAUUUGGGGGGACUGGGAAGGCAUGGUGCAUUGGGACAUGCCUCAAAAGAACGCCACUGUCAACAAGGAGCUCUAUUAUGCCCAACUACACCUCGAAAAUGGGGCUAUUCGACUGAAAUCAAUGCCAAGUCAUCUUGCUCCACGAGUCAUCUUGCUCUCAUGUUGCACAAGUCGUCAAAACCGCACUCCAUGAGUUCGAAUGGGAGGUUAUUUAGCAUCCACCAUACUCUCGGACCUUGCGCCAACCGAUUACCACCUUUUCCGCUUUCUGUCAAACCAAAUCCGAGGUGAAAAAUUCGAUGGCGAAGAGGACCUCAAAAACUUUUUAAGCCCAAAAAAUUAUAAAAAAUUAAAUUUUCAAAAAAAACUAAAAACACAGUUUUGUAGAGGAGAAAAAACUGUAUCAAAUAAUAUAUAUACCCUUUGCCAAACAACAAACAAUCCUUGCAAAACAAAACAAUAAAAAGCUCUACGAACUUAUUCCCCAACCUAAUAAUUACGACCUAGGUUGUCAGGGUUUUCUAACUGACUUCAUUAGUAAAAAAUUCUGAUUUUCUGUUCAAACAUGCCUUAAAAUCUACAUAGUGAUCUAUAAAAGGAAAUACCCCAAGUGCGACGCUCAGAUUUUCUUUAAAUUUUGCCCACGUUAUGGGCAUAGGCCCAUACCAAUAUCUCAAAAUUUUAGCUUCCGCUUUGCAGGCACAGACAAGGUAUUCAGCAACCUUUUUGGCCGGGAGAGCGGUCACAGAGAUAACGCUUUUUAUCCAUCGAUUUGUCAGUUUAGAAAUUGAUUUUUAGUGGAAACAUUACACUCUAUUGUUGAAAUAGGUUGGAAAUUUUUAUGUCAAAAUUCGCUAAAAUGUGUCAUAUGUUCAACCUUUGACCAAAAAAUCUCAUUGCUUUCUGCAAAGCGCAAGCUAGGAGUCACGCAUAUGUUGUAGAAAAUAUUAUUCUAAAUUGGUGCCAAAUUUCAUCUAAAUCUGAGCGUCGCACUUGGGGUGCUUCCCCAGUCAGUUACGCGGAAGUUUUGCGGUCCAGCGGACCUGAUUCCGUAGUCAAAAAACCUACCAUUUUGCAUCCGGGAAGUAAAGAAAAUGCAGAAAAUACCUCCCUCUCCAACCAAUAUUUUUCAGUACACUUACAUUCUCUACCGCCAAAACGUGUCGCAGAUGCGGGAACGGGUCAAUUUGAAGAGCCUGACUGCGCGCUAUCAGCAGUUCGAGAACUCCACCUGGGCGUAUUCGAUUUGCGUCUCGUUCGUCAUGUACUUUAUGCUGGUUGCGGGAGGCGUAACCAUGUGGACGUGGUACUAUAUGACGGACCAGUCGAAGGGAGGUGAUGAUGGUUUGCCGGUUUUGCUUUCACAGGUAGAAAUUUCUUAUUUUCUUUGAGAUUUUUUGGCCAAAAAAUAUAUGUCCAUUGCGUAUUUUACAAGCCUCGUUUUCAGCUCGGCUACGUGCAAGCCGACGUGUUCUCGCUUCUUCAUAUGCUGGGCAUCAUGUAUUUCAACAAAUUCAUUCGAAGCGCAGUCGUUAAAGAUCUUCAAGCGCUGCGGAUCAUCGGCAAAACCGCGCGGCCAAUGAAGGUCAAGCAGCAUGUCGGCGAAGCUGACGAAUAUUUCAACCAGUUUCAACAGGCAUGGCGGUGA